UCUCAUCUCUCGCCCCUCGUCUCAGUCACAGUCUUUCAUCGCUCUCUACACCGCUUCUCUCGCCGUCGUCUUCUUCUCAUCGCUCAGCCAUUUCCAAAACGCUCCCGUCGCUCCGCCGCUCGCCAUGGGGAAGGUCAAGAUCGGAAUCAACGGUUUCGGAAGGAUCGGCCGCUUGGUCGCGAGGGUCGCGCUCCAGAGGGACGAUGUCGAGCUCGUCGCCAUCAACGAUCCCUUCAUCAACACCGACUACAUGACGUAUAUGUUCAAGUACGACAGUGUUCACGGCCAGUGGAAGCAUCACGAGCUCAAGGUCAAGGACUCCAAGACGCUUCUCUUCGGUGAGAAGCCGGUCACUGUUUUCGGCAUCAGGAACCCCGAGGAGAUCCCAUGGGGCGAGACUGGAGCUGAGUUCAUCGUGGAAUCUACCGGUGUCUUCACCGACAAGGACAAAGCUGCUGCUCACUUGAAGGGCGGAGCUAAGAAGGUAGUCAUUUCUGCCCCCAGUAAGGAUGCACCCAUGUUUGUUAUGGGUGUGAACGAGAAAGAGUACAAGCCAGAGCUUGACAUUGUAUCCAACGCCAGUUGCACUACCAACUGUCUUGCCCCUCUUGCCAAGGUUAUCAAUGACAGGUUUGGCAUUGUUGAGGGACUUAUGACCACUGUCCACUCCAUCACUGCCACCCAGAAGACUGUUGAUGGCCCAUCAAUGAAGGACUGGAGAGGUGGAAGAGCUGCUUCUUUCAACAUCAUUCCCAGCAGCACUGGUGCUGCAAAGGCCGUGGGAAAGGUGCUGCCUUCCCUCAAUGGUAAGCUCACUGGAAUGUCCUUCCGUGUUCCUACUGUUGAUGUGUCAGUUGUGGAUCUCACCGUCAGGCUUGAGAAGGCGGCAACUUAUGAUGAGAUCAAAUGUGCCAUUAAGGAGGAGUCUGAGGGCAAACUGAAGGGGAUUUUGGGUUACAUUGAAGAGGAUGUGGUCUCCACAGAUUUUGUCGGUGAUAGCAGGUCAAGCAUUUUCGAUGCCAAGGCUGGAAUUGCUUUGAGCAAGAACUUUGUGAAACUGGUCUCAUGGUACGACAAUGAGUGGGGCUACAGUUCUCGUGUUGUUGACUUGAUCGUCCACAUGGCGUCCACCUGCGCUUAAAUGGGAACUCCAUCUUAUGAUUAACCGAGUUCUUUUUGUUUGUCUAAUGGUGGAGUGUUUGGGGCUUACUUAUUUGCUCAACCAUCAUAUGGUCGUUGCGAGAGUCUGCUCAUGCUUUUGUUUAGAGGUCUUUUGGCGUUAAGCCCAUGUUAUUCCGGUGUCCUCGCUCUUAGAUGUUUGGAGCAAUAAAAGAGACACAAAUUGCCAAAUCCUGUUUAUGGUGUCCUCUUGCUUGCUGAGGUUUUGCAAUACUUAAAUGGGAUCUAUUACUA
This is a messenger RNA of Syzygium oleosum, 1413 nucleotides long. RefSeq names its product glyceraldehyde-3-phosphate dehydrogenase, cytosolic. Gene Ontology annotation, biological process: glucose metabolic process. The transcript is spliced from 12 exons. The record is from RefSeq and is a predicted model, not a curated record. Gene Ontology annotation, molecular function: NAD binding; oxidoreductase activity, acting on the aldehyde or oxo group of donors, NAD or NADP as acceptor; NADP binding. The coding region runs from base 125 to 1141 and encodes 338 amino acids. Lineage: Eukaryota; Viridiplantae; Streptophyta; Magnoliopsida; Myrtales; Myrtaceae.